AUUUAGGUACUAAUAUGUACCUUUAAGAUACUAAUAAACACCGUUUAGGGGUAAAUAAGGUACAAAGGUGUACCUUUUUAAAAGGGUACUGCUCCAGUGACAGCUUUUCUACCCUUUUUUCUGAGAAUGCUGAAAACCCUGCUUUAAUUCCUAAACCCGAUUAUAACUUUACCCAUAAAGUUAGAAAUGGUCCUAGAAAGUAUGCUUUCAGAUUCUAACAUAACAUAAGGCUCUGACAUGCCCCAGUUGAACAAUGACGAAGAAGAUGAUGAUGGUGGCUUUUUCAAAUUAGCCUGGAAACAUGCUGUCCUAUUCUGUGCAAUUCUAUGCUUCAUUACAGAUUCAUUUUUCAUGCCACUUAACUCCAUGAGGUUGAGUGCUCACCAUUCACAUACAGUACAGGAUGUGUUUUAUCAUUUUUUUGUUCAAGCAUUGUCUCUGUAGCUGUCAACAUUCAGCUGAUAGGUUUUGAAUGUUCAACUUUUCAGGGCUUUUGUUAUCUCAGAGCUGGUGUUCUGAAAGUCUAAAAUGCUAAGCAUUUUUUUUCUGGCGGUUUAUCCAAAGUGACACAGUACACUUAUAUCAUGGACAAUAUCCCCUGAAGCAACCUGGGUUUAAGGGCCUUUUUCAGUGGCACUGUCAGUGGUCAGGAAUCGCCCCUUGCAGGGUUUGAACCAACCUUUUUAUUCACCAACCUAAGGGGUUAUUCACUGCUGGCAAAAAGGGUUUUUAAUAAAACUUGAAAAAAAAAAAAAAAAAAAAAAUUAGUAGGCAAUUUUUACUCCCCAAACUGGUGCUACAUGACUAUAGAAAACAGAAAAAGAGGGCUGUGAUGUUUCCUUUUGCCAAAGUGGUAGGGAAAACCCGCAUAAUGCACUGCUCAAACUGACUGUCAUUAAUUAUUCACCCUCAUGUCGUUCAGCGGAAACCCCGCCCUGGAGCCGAUUCUAAACAUUUUAUUGGCCAUGUCAAUCACAGUAAUGAUUACCUACACCCAACCCUGAUCCCUAAACCUACCCGUCACUGUAACCUCAGCCAGUGAAAUUGGUUGCAGGGCGGGGAUUUCUGCUGAACCAUUUGGGGAAAAAAAUCACGCGUUCCAAACCUGUUCACUCAUUCAUCUUCGGAACAGAAAUGAAGAUUUUUUGAUGAAAUCCAAGAGUUUUUUUUUUAAGUUUUUUUUUAUCCCCCAUAGAAAGCAAUGUAAUUACAGUCAUUUAAGGUCCAGAAAAGUAGUAAAGACAUCAUUAAAAUAGUCAACGUGACUACAGUGGUUCAACCUUAAUGUUAUGAAAUGACAAAACAAAAAUAUGACUUUAUUCAACAAAUUCGUCUCUCCCCUGUCGGUCUCCUAUGUUGUUUACGUUCAGUGCUUCCAGGUUCUACGUCAGAACGCCAACUCAGUAUGUCUUUACUACUUUUCUGGACCUUGAAUGACGGUAUUUACGUUGCUUUGUAUGGGGGAUAAAAAAACCCCUCUUGGAUUCAUCAAAAAUAUCUUAAUUUGUGUUCCGAAGAUGAACAAAGAUCUUGGAACAACAUGAGGGUGAGUACUUAAUGACAGAAAUGACAUUUUUGGGUGAACUAACCCUUUAACCACAAAGCUACACUAAAAUGUGCUGCAAGCAAUGUCAGCAUUACCCCUUCAAUCACCAAAAUCCCGCCCAGCUCCACAGACAUGUCAACAAACAUUGACAGGCAAAAAAAAAAAAAAAAUGGUUUCUAAUUGGUUUACCAACGCUUUUAUUAUUAUUAUUAUUAUUAUUUAUAUUAUUCAUACUCAUAAUCACAUUAUUAAUUAUUAGUUUACAACUUAAUCAAACUCCACUGUCUGCACUCCCUGGCUGUUGCUGAAUGAAGUCGCUUCGUAUUUGCUGUUGAAUUUGCAUAAAAUUAAAAGGCUAUAUUUAGUAGACACGCCCACACUAAUGCAAAGGGUCGCAGUCGCUCAUGGGAAGUCGCCAGCUUAUCUUUUUACUGAAAAUGAUUGUCGCUGUAAACGGUGCAUUUGGGCAGUCACAGAGACAGCUGAAAGGCACCUCAAAUCUGCGCUCGCUUCAGCAUGCGUUUGGCGCACGGAGCGCACUCUUGGCGAGCUCUUCAUCAUCAGGCGCAGGGAUGAUGUUCAACUCAUCGGGCUCGCUAGAUUUCUUCUCGUUCACUCACUCUGAGGUCGCGUCGGAAGUUCUCAAUGGUUCCUCACACUUAUUCUACAACAUCUCAAUGGCCAUGUGGAACAAAUCCUGCGGGGAACCAUUGCUCGAUUUCACCACAGCGGAGAAGAUUGUUAUCGGAAUGAUGCUGGCCAUCAUCACCACCGUGACGGUGAUUGGAAAUAUGCUGGUGGUGAUCGCGGUGUGCGUUGUUAAAAAGCUCAGACAGCCGUCCAACUAUCUGCUGGUGUCUCUGGCCGUGGCGGAUCUCUCCGUGGCUAUUGUGGUGAUGCCAUUCGUGAUCGUGACGGACCUCACGGGAGGAAAGUGGCUUUUUGGAGAGGUCUUCUGUAACAUCUUCAUCGCCAUGGAUGUGAUGUGCUGCACUGCAUCCAUCAUGACGCUGUGCGUGAUCAGUGUGGACAGGUAUCUUGGCAUCACCCGCCCUUUGACCUACCCUGCUCGUCAAAAUGGUCAACUGAUGGCGAAGAUGAUUUUUGGCGUGUGGCUUGUGUCUGCCUCCAUCACACUGCCGCCAUUUUGUGGCUGGGCGAAGAACGUUAACACGGCUGGUGUUUGUCUAAUCAGCCAGGACUUCGGCUACACCAUCUACUCCACCGCCGUGGCCUUCUACAUCCCCAUGAUCGUCAUGCUCUUCAUGUACUACAAGAUCUUCAAGGCUGCCAGAAAAAGUGGCGCCAAACAUCGUUUUACCGACUUCCCCCGUCGGGAACGCCUGGAGACAGUUGCCAGCGAAGCCCUGAGGAUGCAAGGCCUAAAACCUCAACACACACCUGGCGUAGCUGAGGAGUGUGCUGCUCUUUCUCGUUUUCUCAGCCGUGAACGACAGAAUAUCUCCAUUUUUAAGCGAGAGCAAAAGGCAGCUACAACAUUGGGCGUGAUAGUUGGAGUUUUUGGUAUUUGUUGGCUGCCGUUUUUUAUUCUAUCUACAGCGAGACCCUUUAUAUGUGGGGUUAAGUGUAGUUGCAUACCAAUAUGGCUUGAGAGGACGCUGCUAUGGUUUGGAUAUGCCAACUCAUUAAUGAACCCCUUCAUUUAUGCUUUUUUUAAUCGGGACCUGCGCUCCACUUACAGGGAUUUGCUCCGUUGCAGGUACCGGAACAUUAACCGGCGACUGUCGGCUGUAGGCGUGCAUGAGGCACUGAAGGUUUGAAGUAUAGUGAAAAAGGAUGUGGUUUGACCCAAUUUUGGUUUACACUGAAAGCUGAACAAUGUGCAUUGCUACAUCCACUUAUUGUUUUUUAUAGAUAAAGUAUGAACAAAAAACAGAAUCACAGGCUCAUACUUCUUCAGAACACUCAUAUUUCAGUUCCAUUAAGGUAUCGUUUUGGUCAGUAGUUGUUUUUUUCCCCUAUUUUUUUCCCCCAUGAGACAACAAGAUAUACCAUGUUAGGCCUGAUUUUACUGAUUUGAGGAUUAGACCGGCUAAAAUACUUGGCUAGAAAUUCAGCACCGAUUCUUCAGACAAAAUAGAACUGAGAAAAUAUGUGUUAAAGAAGACUUUUAUUUUGUUGAAUUUAUUAAAAAAAUAAAUCAUUUACACCUAUAUAAAUAUAAAAUACAUUUAUUUUAUAUACUCAUAAUUAUGUUUUUCUUCAAUUUUAUAUAUAUACGCUACUGUUAAAAAGGUUAGGGUCAGUAAGAUUUUUCAAAGAAAUUAAUACUUUUAUUCAUACUUAUACACAUUGAACUGAUAAAAAGAGAGAAUGUUUUUUACAAUGUAAAAAUUUUACCAUUUCAAAUAAACGUUGUACUUUUGAACUUUCUAUUCAUCAAAAAAUCCUGAAAAAUAAUUGUAUCACGGUUUCCACAAAAAUAUUAGGCAGCACAACUGUUUUCAACAUUGAUAAUAAUAAGAAACAUUUCUUGAGCUCCAAAUCAGCAAAUAAGAAUGAUUUCUGAAGGAUCAUGUGACUGAAGACUGGAGAAAUUAUGCUGAAAGUUCAGCUUUCUAUCACAGGAAUAAAAUACAUUUUAAAAUGUAUUAAAAAAUAGUUAAGUUGUAUUAAUAUUUUAAAAUAUUACUGUUAUUACAGUACUUUUUAUCACAUAAAUGCAGCAUAAAAGACUUAUUUUGAAAAAAUCUUACCAACCCUAAGCUUUUGAGCAUUAGUGUAUAUAUUUUAAUAAAGUAUUGAUUUAUAGUCAUAGGAGAGUGAGUUAUAAUGCAAUUAUACUUUUAAUAAAACUGUACCUUUGUAUAAAGAACAAUGGCUAUUGGCUAUUUUCAAAACAAAUUCAAAUAUGGUUCAUGUUUUGGCUUCAACUCUAAAGAAUCAGGGAGAAACAAAUACAUAUUUUCAUUUUGAAAUUUGGAGUGAAUUCAGCUAAAUUGGGACACUUUAAAUGGUAAAACCUGGCCAAAAUGACCUGAAUCAACCCUAUAUUCAAUCAACGUUUGUGCAGCUUGCACUAAAAUAGUGAUAUCCUAAAAUAUAUUUCUAUACAUUAACAACAGUGCAGUACAUGUUUGCUAAUUCUGUCUAUAAAUUCAUAGCAAUCAGCUCAUUUUUUUGCUGUCAUGAAGCAACGGGGUGUGAUUAUAGGGAUGCUCUUGGCCGUUAUCUUCUCAAAGCUGUUAAUUUUCUCAUCAUCACAUUAGAUUCCGCAAUGUGGAACAAAAGUGUAAAUCUUCACACUUGCUUCCUUCAUAUUUAGCCAGUCAUUGGUUCAAGCUCCUGGUUCAUUUAUCUGCAUUAAGCUGAGAUAAUACUGAUUUCCCUCUACCUGUGAGUGUUCUGAAGAAGUAUGCGGCCACCUUAAAGCAGUUGUUCUGUACAUAUGCGGCGACCAAGUCUCCAGGAGGAAAAAUAAGGGCUUGUGGGCAGUUGUCACUAUGAGGCUUGACUGAUAUUGGAAAUCCAUCAGAAUGUGUGUGUGCGUGAGCAUGAAUCCCUGCCUAGAAACAACAAGAGACAGGACACUCACCUUGCUUUUCCGAUGAUUCAGUCCAUCUAUUUUAAGAACUUUAAGAACAUGGAAUAGCCGGCUGUCUUUGAUGGAACAUCUGACUCUGCGAGCCUUUGUGCAUUUGCUGUGAUCUGGCAUUGUCUGUUUUUGUACUCUUUUUUGACCUGAUGUGGCAAUUGAAAAAGACUUUCAAUGCCUUUAAGUGUCUCCUCAACCAUGAAUGACGAAAUUUUUGGUAAGCAACAUUAACUGAGGACGGAAUUCCUGUUAAAUCUCAAGUGUUAUUGACUCUUAACAGAUAAGUUAUUGACUGACCAAUUUGAUGUGGUUGUUUACACAUGGAGAUCUAGAGGCGAAAUGUUUUUGAUGUACAGUUCUAUAUGUGUGUUGCCAAAUCUUUGUGAGAAGCUUACAAUUGUUUCUUGUCACAGAUUUUAACCCUGCACCAGAAACGUUGAAAUUGCCUGUGCAUUUUUGUGUAUUACCUUUUCCGACAAGGACUACACUAAGUGUUUUGCCAAGAUUGUUGAUGUAAAGCAAAGCAAAGAGUAAAAUGAAGAGAGUUCAGAAAUGAAAUAAAUUAGAAGAAAAAGAAAACAAGUUACUCUUUUGAAAGUUUUGACUUCUGGUAUUUUCACAAGGAAAUUCUGAUCCUGAUCAGACAGAUCAAAUGUGUCUUUGCUUCAUUCCACAGAAUCAACUUACUGUACCUGUGGGUUGCACAUGAUCUCUUGCACUGAUUUGUAGAAAUUACAAAAAUGACUGGACAUCUAACAAACUUUGUACAUUACCUUAAGCAUUUGUUUAUAUUUGCCUGAAACCGAAAGCUGCCAGUUACUAAUGCAAUUUUAAAAUAGAAUUCAAAUUGAUUAUAUAUUAAAAACACUUUAUAGGGAUAGUUCACCAAAAAAAAUGAAAAUUAUCCCAUGAUUUACUCACCCUCAAGCCAUCCUAGGUGUAUAUGACUAUCUUCUUUCAGACGAACACAAUCGGAGAUAUAUUUAAAAAAAUAUAUUUAUUCCAGAUUUAUAAUGAUAGC
This is a messenger RNA of Ctenopharyngodon idella (grass carp), 6123 nucleotides long. RefSeq names its product 5-hydroxytryptamine (serotonin) receptor 7c (gene htr7c). NCBI's taxonomy places the organism in Eukaryota, Metazoa, Chordata, Actinopteri, Cypriniformes, Xenocyprididae. The transcript has 3 exons. The record is from RefSeq and is a predicted model, not a curated record. Gene Ontology annotation, molecular function: neurotransmitter receptor activity; G protein-coupled serotonin receptor activity. Gene Ontology annotation, cellular component: dendrite; plasma membrane. The coding region runs from base 1951 to 3327 and encodes 458 amino acids. Gene Ontology annotation, biological process: smooth muscle contraction; G protein-coupled receptor signaling pathway, coupled to cyclic nucleotide second messenger; chemical synaptic transmission.